AUGUGUCCAUUAUGGCCAUUGCACUUGAUAGUGUUGUAUCUGCUCGUGUUAGGACCUAUGUGGGUUCUAUGCCAGGCUGCUCCGAAUCUCAUGGCCACGUAUCUGCCAACGGAAGUCGAAGAAGUACACAUGGGAGAUACCUAUUACGUUGAUGUUAAUGUUACAGGUGCAGGUCUUCGUCCAGGUGCUCGUCUCCAGGUGAACGUUAGAGACGAACACGUGGCAGAAACUAAAUGGAACUCCUCUUAUCAGAUAACAGAAAGUGACGUUAGUGAGGGGAAGUUUAAAGGGAGGUUGAGGAUUAUAGGGAAUUUUCUUGGUAGAACGAUAUUAUCUUUGGAAUCCAUUAGUGUUGGGGACACCAUAGAACCUGUGAAUGGUACACUAGCAGUGACUGUUACCAGACCACAAAGAGUCAUAGACACUAUAUUCACAACUAGUAUAGCGAUAUUCAUAUCAAUUGUGUUUAUAAACUUUGGUUGUGCGAUGCACUGGGAUGAGGUUAAAGGAGUUGUUAGAAGACCUAUUGGACCUAUAAUAGGUCUAUGUGGACAAUUCGUGUUUAUGCCUUUGAUAUCAUUCGGUCUGGGUUAUUUGAUCUUCCCUUCAUCCCCGUCUCUUCAUCUGGGUAUGUUCUGUACGGGAGUAGCGCCGGGGGGCGGAGCCUCUAAUAUAUGGACCUUCAUACUUGGAGGAAACUUAGACUUGAGUCUUACUAUGACAUCCAUAUCUACGUUGGCUGCAUUCGGGUUCAUGCCACUAUGGUUAUUCACGCUUGGCCAAGUGGUAUUCGCGAAUGCAAGUAUAGUGGUUCCGUACAGCCGUAUCGCCAUGUUCGUGAUAGGACUCAUAGUACCUCUAAUCAUAGGAUUGGCGAUGCAGAAAUUCACUCCACGACUAUCAGCAUUCAUGGUCCGGAUAUUGAAACCAUUUUCAUCUUGUAUACUGAUUUUCAUUAUAGUGUUCGCGAUAGUCACCAAUUUAUAUAUAUUCGAACUAUUCUCUUGGCAGAUAUUACUAGCUGGUAUGGGUAUCCCGUGGUUGGGAUAUAUAUCCGGAUAUUUAGUAGCUUGGAUAUUCCGUCAACCUCAUCCUGAUGCGCUGGCUAUAUCAAUAGAGACGGGAAUACAGAACACUGGAAUUGCUAUAUUCUUACUAAGAUAUGCUUUGCCACAACCUGAGGCUGAUAUUACAACUGGUAAUCAUUAUUUAUUAUAUAUAUUCGUGCCAGUCGCCUGCGCCAUUAUGACACCAAUUCCGAUGACAGCAAUAUUUAUAUAUCAAAAAUUAAGUGCAUGCAUCAAAAACAGAACAAAACAGAAGAAAGAUGUCGACGUCCCCGAGACCGUCGAGUCCGGUGUCCAACCUGCCGCUAAUGGCAAAUAA
Messenger RNA from Danaus chrysippus (African queen), 1386 nucleotides. The record is from the annotation of a GenBank genome assembly. NCBI's taxonomy places the organism in Eukaryota, Metazoa, Arthropoda, Insecta, Lepidoptera, Nymphalidae.